This is a messenger RNA of Lodderomyces jiufengensis, 2106 nucleotides long. RefSeq names its product homeodomain family transcription factor (gene CPH1). The record is from RefSeq and is a predicted model, not a curated record. Gene Ontology annotation, molecular function: DNA-binding transcription factor activity. Gene Ontology annotation, biological process: regulation of DNA-templated transcription; sexual reproduction; regulation of pseudohyphal growth. Gene Ontology annotation, cellular component: Tec1p-Ste12p-Dig1p complex; Ste12p-Dig1p-Dig2p complex; nucleus. The coding region runs from base 1 to 2106 and encodes 701 amino acids. NCBI's taxonomy places the organism in Eukaryota, Fungi, Ascomycota, Pichiomycetes, Serinales, Debaryomycetaceae. The transcript has a single exon.
AUGUCUACACUAACAACAUCACCAUUAAAUAACAAUAUAAUACCACAACAACCUCCUGGAUCUAUUGCAACACCAGUAUCAUCAUUACAUUCACCAAAUCCAAGUAAUAUUAUUCUAUCACAUAAUAAACAACAACAAUUAUUACAACAACAACCAUCUCAACCAUUAGCAGAAAGAACUAAAAAAGAAGUUGAUGAUUCAUUAAGAUUAAUUGAGGAUUUAAAAUUUUUUUUAGCAACAGCUCCAGCAAAUUGGCAAGAAAAUCAAGUUAUAAGAAGAUAUUAUUUAAAUCAUGAUGAAGGAUUUGUUAGUUGUGUAUUUUGGAAUAAUUUAUAUUUUGUUACUGGUACUGAUAUUGUUAGAUGUAUUGUUUAUAAAUUUGAACAUUUUGGUAGAAAAAUUUUAGAUAGAAAAAAAUUUGAAGAAGGUAUAUUUUCAGAUUUAAGAAAUUUAAAAUGUAAUAUUGAUGCAAUUUUAGAACCUCCAAGAUCAGAAUUUUUAGAAUUUUUAUUUAAAAAUUCUUGUUUAAGAACUCAAAAGAAACAAAAAGUAUUUUUUUGGUUUAAUGUUCCUCAUGAUAAAUUAAUGGCUGAUGCUUUAGAAAGAGAUUUGAAAAAGGAAAAAGCUGGUCAAAAACCAACAACUAUUGCUCAUAGAGAACCUGCUUUAAGUUUUAAUUUUGAUGAAAGUUCGAAUUUAUAUAAUCAAUUAGUUAAACAUAUGGAUACUACUAAGAAUUUAUUGGAAAUGGAUGAAAGUGAUGAAGAAAAUAAUAUUCAAAAUUUUGUUAGAGUUAAAGAAGAAGUUCCACCUCCAAUUACUGGUUUUGGGAAUCAACUUAGUCAACUUAAGGCCACUAAAAAUACUAAUGAUGGUGAAAAUAAUUUGAAUACUCAAUCAACAAAAUUAGAUGGUAAAAAAAUUAGUAAAAGUUUACUUGAUGAUGAAGAAUUAUCAGAUGAUGAAGAAGAUACAACAAAUGAUAGUACCACCAAUAAUAUUAAUGAAACUAAUAAUAAUAAUAAUACCAAUAGUUCAGAUUAUGAAGAUGAUUUCCCAUUAGAUUAUUUUGAACCACAACAUAAUUCAGACGAUUAUAUUACAUUAGAUUCAAAUAAUUAUCAAGAUGGUGAAUAUCCACAUGUUAUUGGUCCAAAUUAUGAUCAAUUAUUUGAAAAUCAAAUAUUUUCUCAACCUAUUACAAGUCAAGUUGCUUCAAAUACAGAAUAUUUAAUUGAACAAACUCAACCUUUAAAAACUCCUUUACCUCCAAUUUCAUCAAUACCUCCACCAAAAUCUUCAGCAACAACUAAAUUUUUUCAAAGUAAUGCAGAAUAUUAUAAUCAAUUACAACAACAACAUACAAAUCAACCUUUACCUCCAUUAUCUGCAAAAUUACAAACUUCUUUUAAUAAAAGUAAUAAUCAAAAUUCUUUACCACCUCCACCAAUUCAUUUACCUUCACAAAAUCAAAUGUAUCCUGAAAAUUCUCAACAACAAAAUUAUUAUCAACAACCUCCACCUCCACAUCCAAAUUAUUCACCAAAUGAUAAUGUUCAAUACUACAAGCAACAACCACAGCAACAGCAACAUGCACCACCACAACCUCAACCACCUUAUUAUGAUGCAAAUAGUCAGCCACCAUAUUAUCCAAAUCAGCAAUAUCCCCAACAACAAGCACAACCAAAACAACAACAACAACCAAUUAAUCAAAAUGGCGAUAAACCAACAAGACAGAAUUCAACAACAAACCCUCCAAUGUUAGCAUCAUUUCAACAAUCGCCACCACCACCAUCAAAUCAACCAUUACCAAAUAAAUCAGCACUACCAAAACCAAAUAGACCAAAAAUGCCAUUAGCUGCUCAACAUCCAGCAAUGACAAAACAACAAGCAGUUAGUACAAAGAUGCAACUUAAGAAGAAACAAAUGGCUGCUGCUGCUGCUGCUGCUCAACAAAAAUCAAGAGGUAGAGGUAGACCACCAAAUGUUGUUAAAAAAUCAAAUAACGAUAAAGAUCAAGAUCAUAAAGAUAAAGAUAAAAAACAUAGAGUUUCAAUUCAAGAUGUUAUUGGUUCAAAAGCAACUAAAGUUGUUGAUAAGAAAUAA